CUCACAGGCCACAAAAAUUUGUGGCUCACAAAACUUCCACUUUUCUGAUGUGGCAUUGCUUUCCAACUUUUUGACCUUUAUAAAACUUCUUCACAGAAACACAUAAACCAUUGUACCUCCCUAUCUCUUUCUCUCUUUUUCUUCUCUUUUAACUCUUCACUAUCAGGUAAACAGAACAAAGAAACAAUAGCAACAACAAAAACUUAUUCUACAGAUAUACCCGAGAUGAUUAAUAAUUCAACCAUAACGCUUUUUGGGAGAACGAUUUUUAUAACACACAACAUCGAUGUAUCUACCAAUGAUUCUUCCUCAGAGUCAGAAUUUUCUCCGCUUCCUCAUGAAGAUUUAUCUCAUCAUAGUCUUCAUUCAUCUAUGUCUUCCUCUUCUCCACUUGAAGUGAAUUCUUCAACUGAACAUGAUGCAAAGAGAUAUAAGGAAACAUCAAGAAAAGAACUCAUCGAGGAUGAGGCUUCAUUCCAAACCACAGAGGAUUCAGAAUCUCCCACAUCUUCAAGCCUUAUCGAGAACCCGAAAACUCCCUCAUCUGAAACAGAGACGUCUCAAGCAAAUUCCACUAAAAUUGAUGAACAAACUGAUAUGUCACAAGAAAAAUCUCCAAAGAAACCAGACCAAGUUGUUCCAUGUCCAAGAUGCAAAAGCACGGACACAAAAUUUUGCUACUACAACAACUACAACGUCAAACAGCCUCGACACUUCUGCAAAAAUUGCCAAAGAUACUGGACUUCUGGAGGAACCACGAGAAAUAUGCUUAUAGGGGCAGGUCGUCGCAAGAACAAAGUCUCUUCUUCUUUUAAUUCUGAUGCCUCGCAUUAUCAUCAAAUGAGUACUGUCUUGACCUUUGGAUCGGAUUCUCCUAUCAUGUCUUCAAGUUCACUUGACAAAAAAGGGAAUGUUGGUUCACUUGAAAAAACAUUUGACAAGAGUUAUCAAAGUUUUCCUCAACAGAUUCCAUGGAAUCCUGCUAUGUGUUAUCCUGUGCCAAUCUAUCCAAAUAUAGCAUUCUGUGGUGGUUGUUUGAUACCAUCUUGGAGCGUGCAAUCUAUCUCAACACAGUUUGAUGAACCAAAUAAACUAACUUUAGGGAAACAUUCGAGAGAUGGACGACUUUCCAAGGGUUUUGCUUCUAACCCUGCAGCUUUAUCAAGGUCACUUUUGUUCCAUGAGAUGAUUUGAUUUGGAAUAGGUCACAUUGACACCUUGGUUUGAAGGCGUGCUCGGUGUUUGACAAUUGACACAUGUAAGUGUCUGACACUGACACAUGCGUGCAGUGUCAAUGUUGUGUCUUAAAUGGUAUAUUAAGCGAGAAAUAUUGAUUAGAUUCCAAAAUGUUUCUGAAGUAGAUCAUAGUCUAGUACAUAUUCUGCAAAGGUGCUAUCUUUCAGAAUUAGAUAACUUUGUUGAGUAAAUAUCUUUGAUGCACAUAUUAUGUAAAUGAGACAGGAUAAAUAACAAGGAAAAGACA
Medicago truncatula (barrel medic) is the source of this 1483-nucleotide messenger RNA. Its product is annotated as cyclic dof factor 5. NCBI's taxonomy places the organism in Eukaryota, Viridiplantae, Streptophyta, Magnoliopsida, Fabales, Fabaceae. Gene Ontology annotation, molecular function: DNA-binding transcription factor activity; DNA binding. The transcript is spliced from 2 exons. Bases 226 to 1194 code for a protein of 322 amino acids. Gene Ontology annotation, biological process: regulation of DNA-templated transcription. The record is from RefSeq and is a predicted model, not a curated record.